CCUCCUCCCCCUAAUCCUCUUUAUCUUAUCAUAUGGGCGAUUAUCUUGACAAAUUGGCGCGCUGUGUCAAACAUUUCCUUGGUAGGCGGGAAGAAGGAACGCAACGCAGCAUACCUCUGUGGCGUACAUGUCUAUGGUCUUUCGUGGGUGCCUUUACUGGUCUUAGCUUAUUGGAGAUUCUGUUUUCGUACACUCAAGCAUUUCAAGAUCUCAAUGUACCCAUGAUAGCAGCUAGCUGUGGCGCUACUGCUGUGCUCAUUUACGGUGCCAUUGAAGCACCAUUAGCCCAACCUCGGGCAAUGAUCGGUGGCAAUCUCAUUGCCUCUUUCGUUGGUGUAUGCAUUCACAAGUUGUUUCUGGAAAUUAAUACACCUGACCAAUACGUUACUCAUGUCCGUUGGGUGGGUGGAGCAACAAGCGUUUCAUUGACUAUCGUACUCAUGCAGUUGACGAAAACAACCCAUCCACCUUCUGGCGCCACCUCGCUCUUACCUAUGGCUACGCCAGAGAUUGGUGAUCUAGGCUGGCUGUAUAUCGGCAUCAUCAUGCUGUCCAGCGCAAUUCUACUUGUUGUGGCAUUGCUUGUGGACAAUAUAGAGCGCCGAUAUCCAACCUACUGGUGGACUGUAACGUCACCCCCAUCCAAAAAAAACGAUAUUGAAAUGUCGCUGGGGUCCAAUGAUUCUUCCAAGGAAACAGUUGCUGAGGAACAGUCUUUGGUCAUCUUUGGCCAGGCAAUACCACAAGAUAUGCUAAACUCGGACGAAGAGGAGUUUUUGAGAAAGCUUGCAGGCAGGUUUCAAAACCCCUAGAUGGUAGUGUGAUUUACACUGCUUACGUUCGACGAGCACCGCGAUAUACGCAACACAUACACUACAUUUGUUCUUGCAAGUUAGACUUUUUGUAAUUUGUUUUUCUUAUGCAUUUAUACCCUUCUUAUAUUGAUUAUUGGUCCUCUUUACAUUUGAUUGUUCUUGUACAUACUAUAUAUCUUCUAAUAAAAAAAGCCUACAAAAGUCGUUACCGGUACUAUUUUUGC
Molecule: messenger RNA, 1039 nt
Organism: Zychaea mexicana
Lineage: Eukaryota; Fungi; Mucoromycota; Mucoromycetes; Mucorales; Lichtheimiaceae
Product: HPP family-domain-containing protein
Exons: 2
Coding region: 33-812 (259 amino acids)
Source: RefSeq, a predicted model, not a curated record